GCAACCAAUGGCUUAAGCAGAUUUGAAAUCACUCCCCUGAAACAGCACGGGAGACAUUAGGCAUUCUGAAAUGAAUCGUGCGUAAAGAGCAGAAGAGAAAUUUCUCACAAAAAGCAGUUCAAGCACUUCUGCUUACCUGUGUGGCUCAGGUGUUCUGUGUGGUGGGGGUUGUGUAUGUUGAUAGAUUCGAAAGGAACCUGAGGUUUGGUGUCUCCACAAACUGUACGUACCUGUUUCCUCAUUGGGAGGGGCCCAGAAACUGAGCAGGAGCAAAGCACAAUUUCUCGUUCUGAAAAAAAGACCUUCCUACUUGUCAACAUUGUGCAAAGUUCCUUUACUAGGAAGUUACAUAAGUGUAGCUCCUUCUCUCUCUCAAGACUGAAGCUGUUCUUUUAAAAUAUUUUCCCCCCAAAUGGUAUCUUGGAUGUUCCACAAUCAGAUUCUCUAGCAAAAAAAUAUUUCUAUACGUAGAGUGAUUUUUAUUAGAUUCCACUUGGAAACUGCUUUGAAGCCAUGUGAGCUUGAGAAAAAGAGCCUAUUGGCACUUCAGGAAGUUCUGAAUACUAUCAAAUGUUUAAAAGGAGGACAGGCUGCUUUAGCCCUGAAGUAAACUCUGCCGACUUUGACCUGAUGAGGUGUCCUGUUUCCAGACUGGCAAUAUGAAGUUGCUUACCUUUUCCUACUGCAAAUGUACCUUUUUGCUCCCUUCUCAUGCAGAGCAUGACAGUAAACCCCUCACAAAAUCAAGGGUCCUCCAUAUCAGAACACUAUGUUGUCAGCAACUGGGAAGAUUCUGUGGAAUCACUCUUUGGUAUGAGAGACUGACCAAGCAGGAAUUUUGGCAGCUUGUGCAGCAGAGCUAUGGCUCUGAGCUGGGCUUGAACACAGAAGAGAUGGAAAACAUUUGCUCAUCAUCUGAGGAAAAUGGACAGUCAAGGUCUAGCCUUUGUGAUGAAUCUGGGGAGAAGGAGACACCUAAGGCAGAUGGUGUAAUUCAAGAACCCAUUGCUCAGAUACUUGAAAUUGAAACGCAGUUACUUAAAGAAAACCCACUGAGAGAAGGGACUGACCCUGAACACUCCCACUAUGAUAAAGUAGAGAGAAGGAAUUCAGAAAGGACGACAGCUGAUGUAGCACAACAGAAAUAUUCCAUACAGCCACUGGAUCUAAUUGAGAAUUUCCCUCAGGAGAAGAGCAGUGCCUCAGAAAGUGAUGUUGAAGCUGAAGAAACCAUAUCUGAGAACGAUCUCCAUGGAAAACUGUUCAUUAAUAGGGUUUUUCACAUUGGUGCAGACAGGCUGUUCGAAAUGCUUUUCACCAGUUCCCUUUUCAUGCAGAGAUAUCUCAGCUCCAGAAAUAUAAUAGAUAUUGUGUCAACUCCUUGGAAUAGAGAAAGCAGAGGCAAUCAGUUGAGGACCAUGACUUAUACUAUUGUUUUUAACAAUCCACUUAUUGGAAAGUCCACAGCUGCAACAGAAAAGCAGGUCCUGCUUAAACGGAGCCACAAAGAUCAAUCGUAUCGGAUAGAUGCAGAAGUGACAACUCAUGAUGUGCCUUACCAUGAUUACUUCUACACUGUAUAUAGUUACUGUAUCGACCCCCUGUCCAGUCAGAAGUGCAGACUACGGAUUUCCUCAGAUGUGAAAUAUAAGAAACAACCAUGGGGGCUUGUCAAGAAUAUAAUAGAGAAAAAUACAUGGAGUGGGAUACAGGAAAAUUUCAAGCAACUUGAAUCCGAAUUGUUAAUGGAGGAAUAUGCAAUCAACAAACCAACUGAAGAUCCAGAGAAAUUAAGUGUUUUGAGGAGAAGAAGGUGGACUUUACAGCGGAACAUGGGAGAAAUACUUCCUAAACGCUCUGCACAUUAUUCUUCUGGGGAUACAAAUGUGCAUUCUCAUGGUGAUGCAGGACCAACAAGGGAUGCUACAAAUAAGACCAUCACCAUCAUAGUGGUAAUGAGCAUCUUUUUGCUCUUAUUAGUUCUGCUGAAUGUGACAUUAUUCCUUAAAUUGUCAAAGAUAGAAUAUGCAGCUCAGUCAUUUUACCGUGUUCAUGUUCAAGAAGAAGGAUCAGCAAAUGUACCCCUUAAUGUGGCUGCAAGGGAGAAAAGUCCUCAUCACAAGACAGAUCAAGUCCAGCAUGUGAAAGGGGUGCUGAGGGAUUCCAUAGCAUUGCUUGAGCAGUUGAAGAGUUCCCUUUAUAUGCUCCAAAGCAGCUUUGAUCACCUAAACAAGACUAGAAGCAGGAAGCCUGAAAAUUGAUUUUCACCAUACUAAGGGGAAAGAAGAUGCAUUGGUGAAACUGCUAGACAAUGAAACUGCUUAUUUUUUCACAUUUUUUCUUCAGCAGCCAUAUUUAAUAAAUAUCUCACAUAUUUUUUUAAAAAUAUAUUUCUAUGUAAUGGGUUCUUUUAGCCCAUUAAUCCUCCAGAUCUUUUCGUGUGUAUUUUUCUAAACUGAAUUCUUGGUGUUAAUAAUUAAGAACACUGUGUCGUGUGGUGAAUAUAUGUGAAAGAAUCUUCUGAAAUGUGAUAAAAAAUGUACAUUCAUCUCAGACAAGUUUGGAGAAACAUAACAGAUGCAAAAUAGAUUGUCUUGUGAAGGUUGUCACACCAACAGGUUCUCCACUUAUCUUUCUCUAUAUUCAUGCAACAGGUCUUCAGAAGUGAAUACUGUAUCUGCACAAAUGUUUUAAGUAUCUAUUUAUGUAUCUCUCUCUCUCUCU
Molecule: messenger RNA, 2724 nt
Organism: Sceloporus undulatus (fence lizard)
Lineage: Eukaryota; Metazoa; Chordata; Lepidosauria; Squamata; Phrynosomatidae
Gene: GRAMD1C
Product: GRAM domain containing 1C
Exons: 14
Coding region: 660-2261 (533 amino acids)
Biological process (GO): intracellular sterol transport
Cellular component (GO): plasma membrane; endoplasmic reticulum membrane; endoplasmic reticulum-plasma membrane contact site
Molecular function (GO): sterol transfer activity; sterol binding
Source: RefSeq, a predicted model, not a curated record